Messenger RNA from Phodopus roborovskii (desert hamster), 1610 nucleotides. It is a transcript of the gene Daw1, whose product is annotated as dynein assembly factor with WD repeats 1. The record is from RefSeq and is a predicted model, not a curated record. Gene Ontology annotation, molecular function: protein binding. The coding region runs from base 7 to 1254 and encodes 415 amino acids. The transcript has 13 exons. NCBI's taxonomy places the organism in Eukaryota, Metazoa, Chordata, Mammalia, Rodentia, Cricetidae.
AAGAAAAUGAAGCUAAAGAGCCUCUUGCUUCGGUAUUACCCACCAGGAAUUAUGCUGGAAUAUGAGAAGGGUGGAGAACUAAAGACCAAAUCCAUAGAUUUGCUUGAGCUCAGUCCUAGUACUGAUGUCAACACCCUAGUAGAAGAGAUCCAGAAAGCAGAACCUCUGAUCACAGUGUCCCGGACACAGCAAGUCAGACUCCUGGUCCAGCGGUUGCAGGAGAAACUCAGGCAGCACUGUGACCACAACUUCUACCUGUUCAAGGUUCUCAGAGCACACAUACUGCCAUUGACCAAUGUGGCACUCAACAAAGCAGGCUCAUGCUUUAUCACAGGAAGCUAUGAUCGGACAUGCAAAGUGUGGGACACUGCAUCUGGAGAGGAGCUGCACACCCUGGAGGGCCACAGGAAUGUGGUUUACGCCAUAGCCUUCAACAAUCCAUAUGGUGACAAAAUUGCCACCGGGUCCUUUGACAAGACCUGUAAGCUCUGGAGUGCCGAGUCGGGAAAGUGUUACCACACCUUUAGGGGUCACACAGCUGAGAUCGUGUGUUUAUCAUUCAACCCACAAAGUACAGUGGUUGCUACUGGAAGUAUGGAUACAACGGCCAAAUUAUGGGACAUUCAAAAUGGAGAGGAAGUGGUCACUCUAACAGGUCAUUUGGCAGAAAUAAUUUCCUUGUCAUUUGACACCUCAGGAGACAGGAUCAUCACGGGAUCCUUUGACCACACAGUUGUAGUAUGGGAUGCUAGUACUGGAAGGAAGGUGCACACUUUAAUUGGCCACUGUGCUGAGAUCAGCAGUGCCUUGUUCAAUUGGGAUUGCACUCUAAUAUUAACAGGCUCCAUGGAUAAGACUUGCAUGUUGUGGGAUGCUACAAGUGGGAAAUGUGUAGCAACCUUAACAGGCCACGAUGAUGAAAUACUGGACAGCUGCUUUGAUUACACAGGGAAACUUAUUGCAACUGCUUCUGCUGAUGGAACAGCAAGAGUUUACAAUGCAACCACGAGAAAAUGCAUAACCAAACUGGAAGGCCAUGAAGGAGAAAUCUCAAAGAUCUCUUUCAAUCCCCAAGGAAACCGACUCCUGACGGGCAGCUCUGAUAAGACAGCCAGAAUCUGGGAUGUUCAGACCGGCCAGUGCCUCCAGGUCUUGGAGGGGCACACUGAUGAAAUAUUUUCAUGCGCCUUCAAUUAUAAAGGCAAUAUAGUCAUUACAGGCAGCAAGGACAAUUCCUGCAGGAUAUGGCGCUGACGGAAGGACUCUGCUGUGGAGCAGAGCUGUUGGCAACAGUGACCAAGAACUUGAACUCACAGAGAACCAAUGAGCUUUCUCUUUUUGUGCAACUCACCCACGGAGCAGCCUGUCCAUUUACAGAAUGACCAUGGAACCUGAACUCACAUCGUUUCUUGAUGUUAUCAGAGUUGACGAUAGGAGCAAGCAUCAUAUUGGUAAAUGUCACUAAUAGUUUCAGUUGUGUUUUGUGUUUCAGUAUACUGAUAAAUGAAGUCAAAGUGCUUUUACAGUACUUCUUCAAGAUUCCAGAAUCUUCUAGAUUCUACCUGAAAGUUCAUGUUACAGUUUGUCUUCAAUAAAGUUUUUAGAGAAAA